AUGGCGAGGAGCGCCGCCGCCGCCAGGCUGCUCGCCUCCUCACUAUCUCCCUUCCGUUCCAGCCAUCACCCCCGGCAGCGCCGUCCUCUCCUCCUCCCCACAUCGCGCUCCAAGACCUACUCAGCCAAGCCUCUUCGUCCAUCUUCUCGCACAGGCAAGCCAGCUGCACCCUCCGUGUCACGCCCCUCUCUCUUCCAAGAAAUCUCCGGCGUCAUCGACUCCGUCGCCGGCCCGGUCAGUGACCCCCCGUCUCAGCCUCGAGUGACUGGGCAGCUGUGCAGUGGCGACGAGACCCUCUUACAGUGCCCAGAAGGUGCUCGCCCAAAAGUUCCAGAGAGCGCGGCGGCGACUUCUGCCUCUUUCCCUGGCAGAGUUCCUCCGCGCGGGGAAGCAUCUUGCCAGGAGGUAGUGGCAGGAGAUGGAAAUGCCCAAGAUUCUGACAUCGACAUUAUUAGCGCCGAUGUACAGAGGGUCACAGAAGUUUUGCUGUCAGAGGUGCCCGGGUUGUCCUUAGAGCAGAGGUUGGGGAACCUGGGAGUUACAUAUACACCGAGGCUUGUCAACAUGGUACUCAAGAGGUGCUUCAAGAAGAGGCAGUUCGGGUUCAGGUUCUUCUACUGGGUCAAGCAAGUUCCGGGCUUCCGCCACACCACCGAGACAUACAACACGAUGCUGUACAUUGCAGGCGAGGCGAGGAAUUUCGAGUCGAUGGAGGAGCUGAUGGGAGAGAUGGACACCAAGAUGUGCGUGAAGGACAUCAAGACUUGGACAAUCAUCAUAGACGGUUAUGGGAAAGCAAGGCAGACUGCCAAGAUGCUGUCUACGUUUUACGCAUUGGAGAAAUCAGGGUCCGUGGUUGUAGACACUAAAGUCUAUAGGACGAUUCUUCGUGCCUUGUGCAAUGAUGAAAGGCAUGAGCUUGCUCUUGAGUUCUACAAAGACAUGCCUGCUAGCAUAGUUGUCGGAUCUUACAUUUUGCGACUUCUAUUGUGUUUGCUGGCAAGAUCAAAUAAUGCUGAAGCCGUCUUUCUUAUCAGAGAUGACAUGAUUAAAAGCAUGAGGUAUCCAGAGGAGUAUUGUUAUUCGGAAGUUCUACGAAGCUUCUGCGUCUCAGGAAAAAUAGUAGAGGCGAAGAAAGUCUUUCAGCAGAUGAUUAACAAGUCCAUGGCUAGCUCAUCUGCUUUUGAAAUCUUCUUGAGGGGGUUGUGCAGAAGCGGAAGGAUGGAUGAAGCUCUGCAGGUUAUUGAGCACAUGAAGAACAGAUCGUCUAUUAGCAGCACAGCAUUUGGUUUUGUCAUUGAUGGCUACUUGAGGGAAGGAAAUCGUACAAAGGCACUCGAGUUGCUUCAGGCCAUGAGAGAGUAUGGCUGUGUUCCGUUGGCAUCGUCUUAUACUCAGCUCAUGCAGCACCUCUUUACAUUUGAUCAAUAUGAAGCAGCCUGUCAACUGUAUGAGGAGAUGAAAGAAAUUGGUGUUCAACCAGAUACUGUAACGAUCACAGCUCUCAUAGCUGGGCAUAUUCACAGCGGAAAUAUUUCUGAAGCAUGGAACCUGCUCAGAAAAAUCAACCAGAGCGGUCAGAGACCCACAAUUAAAGCUUAUACAGUGUUUAUCCAAGAGCUCUGUAAGGCCUCCAUGCCCCUUGAGGCAUUAGAACUUCUGAAGGAAAUGCUGGAAUGUGAUUUCAGGCCUUCUGGAGAAACUUUCUACCGUAUUAUUUCUUCUUUGCGUCACAAAAACUUUCUGGGGGAAGCUAGCAUUGUUGAGAGGAUGCGGGCCUCUCUUUGUCUUAGAAGGCCUAGAGAAGAUAUGGAAUGUGGACCAUCGGAAAAAGGUAACACAAUUGAUGAAUUCCAGAAAUUAUCUGAGUCUGAUCCAGAAGAGAGGAAAUCAUCCAAAUCUGCUUCAGAUAAAGAUUACACGGCCCCAAGGUGCUCAAUUUAUGAUGGCGUGCAUCGCAUAGAACAAGCAAAGCGCUACAGCGAUGAAGAUGUUGAAGAAAUAUGUCAGAUCCUAUCAUCUUCGGACAAUUGGAGCUCGAUCCAACAGGCCCUAGAGAUGAGGUCGCUGCAUUUUACUCCAGAACUUGUUAUUGCCAUCAUGAAGCGCUGCAAGAGAAAAGGUCAUGCUGCUUUGAAGUUCUUUUAUUGGGUGGGGAAACGAUCCUACUACAUGCAGACAACAGAUACAUACAACCUGGCUAUGAAACUUGCAGGCUCUGCAAAAGACUUCAAGCACAUGAGGCACCUUUACAGAGAAAUGGCAUGGGCAGAAUGCUCCCCAACAGUGGAUACAUGGAAUAUCAUGAUUUGUCAGUACGGUAAUGCUGGUCUCACAGAAAUGGCCCUUGAGACAUUCUAUCAGAUGAAGCAAGAAGGCUUUCAGCCUGGCAGAAGUACUUACAAUCACCUGAUAAUGUAUGUCAGCCGCAGAAAAGGCCGAAAAGUAGAUGCUGCAAUCAAGAUCUUCAAGGAAAUGACUAAUGCAGGUUACAUACUUGAUAGUCAGGUGCUUUGCGGGUAUAUUUUGGCGCUAUGCGAAUGCGGGAUGUUGGUUGAUGCAAGAACCUCAAUAGUAUCCUUGUGUAAACAAGGAUUUCCUGCACAGAUUGGCUACUCCAUACUCCUUAGAUCAUUGUGCAGGUCUGAUAGAAAGGAGGAAGCUGUCAGCUUGUUUGACGAUAUCGAGAAAUGUGGUUGCUUCAGAAAUGAGCACACCUAUGGGAGCCUCAUUCACGCGUUACUUAGGUGGGAUCGCUUUGAAGACGCUGUGGCCAAGCUUGCAGAAAUGAAGAAUGCAUGUAUAUGUCAAAGCACCCAUAUAUAUACCUCAUUCAUCAUCUACUUCUUUCAGAAGAGAGAUGUUGCCAAGGCAAUGGGCAUGUUCAAGGAGAUGGCAGAGAAUGGAUGUGAGCCUACCGUUGUCACUUACUCCGCGUUAAUACGGGGUCUCAUGGGAAUGGGUAGGGUUUCGGAGGCAUGGGAUGUCUUACGACGCAUGAAACUGAAAGGACCGUUGCCAGACUUUGAGACCUACUCUAUGUUCAUAACAUACCUCUGCAAAGCUGGAAGAUCGGAGGAUGGGUUGCAGCUCAUCCAUGAUAUGCUGGAUGGUGGCAUCAUCCCGAGCGCAGUAAACUUCAGGACUGUUGUUCAUGGUCUGAAUAUGGAGGGCAAGCACAAGCUAGCGGACUCUGUCCUCCAGUCAAAGUGGCAUGUGCGGAGGCAACGGUCCUUCUCAGAAGAUUCAUUUGUUUAA
Molecule: messenger RNA, 3258 nt
Organism: Lolium perenne
Lineage: Eukaryota; Viridiplantae; Streptophyta; Magnoliopsida; Poales; Poaceae
Product: putative pentatricopeptide repeat-containing protein At5g06400, mitochondrial
Molecular function (GO): protein binding
Source: RefSeq, a predicted model, not a curated record